AUGGAUUUCACAUGAAUGGGAAUACAGAUAUGCAUCUGUUGGUCACAGAUACCUUAUUAAAAAAAGGUAGGAGCAUGGAUCAGAAAAUCAGUCCGUAUCUGGUGUGACCACCAUUUGCCUCAUGCAGCACGACACAUCUCCUUCACAUAGUUGAUCAUGCUGUUGAUUGUGGCAUGUGGAAUGUUGUCCCACUCCUCUUCAAUGGCUGUAUUGGAAAUUGGCAUGAACUGGACCACGAUGUCGUACACGACGCUCCAGAGCAUCCCAAACAUGCAGGCCAUGGAAUAACUGGGAAAUGUUGUGAGGCUGGUUGGACGUAUUGCCAAAUUAUCUAAAACCACAUUGUAGUAUGCUUAUGGUAGAGAAAUUAACAUUCAAUUAUCUGUCAACAGUUCUGGUGGAAACUCCUGCGGUCAGCAUGCCUAUUGCACACUCCCUCAACUUGAGACAUCUGUGGCAUUGUUGUAUGACUAAACUGCACAUUUUAGUGGACUUUUGUCCCCAGCACAAGGUGCACCUAUGUAAUGAUCAUGCUGUUUAAUCAGAUUCUUGAUAUGCCACACCUGUCAGGUGGAUGCAUUAUCUUGGCUAAGUAAUAACCUUCCACCCAUGAGGCCACUAGCGGGUAAUUUGUCUGCACGAAAGCUUGAUGUGAUAACCUUCCACAGACUAUACAGUACCUAACUUUGGCCCACUGCACAAAUUAAUGAUCAAUCCUUCAAUGGCUUUUCUGCUGGGUCAUGCUUGGGUAUACACCUCCUGACCAAUGAACACUUAUUCAGUUGUUAUACAACUACAAUUGUUAAAGCAGCAAUGAGCCGUUUAAACAAUAUCAAAGCAUUCUCCCCACCACUGCUUCGGUAAAAAGCGGUUGGGAUGGGGCUAGAAUUUUUUUUACCACUCUCAAAUUCAAAGACUAAGCUAUAGAUGUCAGGACAGACCAUCCAUGAUAUCAAAAUGGUAGUUUUACCCAUGUUUUUAGGCAAUGCAGUGUUUGUUUACAUUUACUUUGUUUACAAACAUUGCAUUAAAACAAGCUUAUAUUUUGAGUUCUGAUGGGGUACAACAGUUGAACUUAGCUCCUGAGGCAUUUCCAAGUUAUGUUCUUUUAAAUACUCAAUGGGUACAUAUCAUUCAUUUCUAAGUAAAACUGCUGAUUGCCCCUUUUAACCUUUGCCCAAUUUCCAUUUGUUGCGUGUGGGUACUCUGCUUUGCUCAUUAUGCCAGUGUUGCUGCCAUGUGCACUAAUAGUUUAAGAGCAGAUCAUUUACCUCCACAAAGGACGUGGGUUAGGGAACAAAAGUCCUGUGAACCUCCAGCCUUCUUCUCAGUCAGAUAUCUAGCGCUGAGGAGCGAACAGGAAACUAGCGACAACAGAAAAUAGAGCCCACGAUGGCGUUCCCCCUGUAUGUUAGUCUGUGGAUGCUCCUGGCUGUUCACUGCCAGGCUAGAGCUGUGAAGAACUGCCACCCAAGCUGCCACUGUGAGGUGGAGAGCUUUGGCUUGUUCGACAGCUUCAGCCUGACCAGGGUGGAUUGCAGGGGAGUGGGCACCAGUCCCAUCCCCAUCCCCCUGGACACUGCCCACCUGGACUUGUCCUCCAACUCCAUGUCCCUGCUGACCGACACUAUGCUCUCUGGACCUGGCUAUACCACCUUGGUCAGCCUGGACCUCAGCAACAAUCGCAUAUCCAUGGUCAGCCCCAAGGCCCUGUCCAGGCUGCGCUACCUGGAGUCUCUGGACCUCAGCCACAACUCCCUGGAGGGCCUGGAUGAGGGCUGCUUCUCUGGCCUCCCUCUGGCUGAGGUUGACCUCAGCCACAACCACUUCCGGGAGUUUGACCUCGACAUGUUCAUCACUAAAGGUCACGGAGAGCCAAUCAACGUGGAUCUGUCCCACAACCAGCUGACGGUGGUCUCCAGGAGUUCCUCUAGGAGCCCCUUGCUACAUGUCCAGAGCCUGACUCUAGCAGCCAAUCAGCUGAGGGCCGUGCCUAAGCUCAAAGGCAUCCCGUUGAGGGACCUAAGCCUGGAUGGGAACAUUAUCUUGCGCGUUGAGGAGGGGGCCUUUGAGGACCUCAAGGACCUGGUUCACCUAUCCCUCAGUGCACUUCCUGAGCUCUUUGACAUCCAGCCGAACAGUUUCAGAGGCCUUCAGAACCUUCAGGUCUUGGACCUGUCCAACAACGCCAAGCUAAAGGCACUGAGCCCAGCUGUGUUCAGUGGACUUGUGUCUCUACAGGAGCUCAAUCUGUCCAACUCUGGAGUAACGUCAUUGCCAAAUAACAUGCUAAGUCACUUGCCAAGCAUCAAGAGUAUCACCCUGGGCCAGAAUAUCCAUUGUUGGAGGGCUCAAAAGCAGGGCCAGUUUCACAGGCAGCUUGGACAGGAACAGAAACAUGACGAGGUGCUAACCUGUGACGUUAAAGGCAUUGUGUCAUGAUUUUGUUGGGAUUAUUGCCUUCAGUAUGGACAUCUAACUAGCACAUUAGUGCUAAAACUGUGCCUUAUAUCACUAUAUGCAAAGAACACUUUUUGUUAUUGCCGCCAAACAUGAUAAUUACUAUUUGAACAGUUUUGUUUAAAUUAAAUUUGUGUUUUGCUUUUAUUCCAAAGGCCUGAGGUAUUUAUUUCAAUCCAUUGUUGAUACACUAUCAUGUCAUGCUUGCUAUGCAUAAAUCAUGUAUUUCAAUUACAGUAAUAUCCAUCAAUGCUAUUACUAGCUUGUUAUCUUCAAACCAUUUAGCUUUUCCUCUUCCAAUUUUUAAGGAGAUUUUAGGAUCUGAAACUAAAAAAAGAUACACAUUACUGUGCAAGGACCACUCUUAUGUCAGACCAAAAGGUAAACAUCUUAUGUAGAGUAUGUAGUUAUGUAUGUCUAGCAUAGGAGGCUGGUGGGAGGAGCUAUAGGAGGACAUUUACAUUUAAGUCAUUUAGCAGACGCUCUUAUCCAGAGCGAGGACAGGCUCAUUGUAAUGUCUGGCGUUGAAAAUAUGGAAUAUUAUCAAACACAUCAAACAUAUGGAAAGCACAUGUUUGACCAUGUUCCAUUUAUUCCAUUCCAGCUAUUACAAUGAGCCUGUCCUCCUAUAGCUCCUCCCACCACCCUCCUCGGAUGUCUAGUUAUCAUUUCAAUCAGAUAUUAUUGUGGACAAAUUCUCCUGCUAUCUUCCUCAGUCAUGUUUACAUGGCCUAAGACCUAGAAGCCAACAUCGCCUGUUCUGUUUCAAAGAGCUGUUACACAACGGGUUGAAAUGUGAUCUGAACAAAUCAAUGCAGAAACAAAUUCUUGAACGUCACCUAGGGGAUUUUCGCUGCUCUGUUAUUGAAUCCGUUUCCCAUGACCGUGACCAUUUAUUUCGAAACAUAAAAUUGGCUUCAGGCAGUUUAGACACAGACAUGUUUCAUCCUGUAUUUUCUUAUCUCUUGACAGAAGUGUGUUUUAACUGAAACACUAUAUGUGAUGUAUUUGAUGCAUUGUAUUAUUCACCCUACUUUGAAAUGUUAUAAAUGUCACAGCUAUUCUACAGCAUCAACUUUGGAUCUACAUUGGCCAAAAUCCUUCAGAUAUUCUGUGCAACAACAACUGCAUGUUUGAACACCUGCCUUGGUUGCUAUUCCUGUGGUGUAAUAUGGGUGGAAAGAGACAUAACUGCACUUGAACUGUUUUGAAUGUUAAACAUCUGCUUAAAGAUGUUUUAUAUUUCUUCAUCAAUAGUGUAUACACUUAGUGUACAAAACAUUAAGAACACCUUCCUAAUAUUGAAUUUCACCCCUGAGAACAGCCUCAAUUCGUCGGGUCAUGGACACUACAAAGUGUCCAAAGCAUUCCCCAGGGAUGCUGGCCCAUGUUGACACCAAUGCUUCCCACAGAUGUCAAGUUGGCUCAAUGUCCUUUGGGUGGUGGACCAUUCUGAUACACAUGGGAAACUGUUGAGCGUGAAAAACCCAGAAGCAGUGCAGCUCUUGACAGUUAAAUGUUUUGUUCUGCCCAUUCACCCUCUAAAUGGCACAUGUACACAAUCCAUGUCUCAGGGCUUAAAAAUCCUUCUUUAUCCCGUCUCCUCCCCUUCAUCUUCACUGAUUAGAAGUGGAUUUGACAAGGUACAUCAGUAAGGGAUCAUAGCGUUCACCUGGAUUCACCUGGUCAGUCUGUCAUGGAAAGAGCAAGUGUUCUUAAUGUUUUGUACAUUCGGUGUAUAACUUUGUAUAGAUGUGGAGAAUAAUCCAUCUAUUUUACAUCUGUUUACUUUACAUGAAUGUAUUAACUUUUAAUUAUUUUUAAUCUUUGUUUACUACCCUGUCCCCAACAGCCUGUGGCAUUCCACAAUUACUAGGUGUGUCUGUAUUUGAAAAUAUAUAAAUUGUCUGGGUUUCAACGCA
This is a messenger RNA of Oncorhynchus masou masou (cherry salmon), 4382 nucleotides long. RefSeq names its product tsukushi-like. The record is from RefSeq and is a predicted model, not a curated record. Bases 1393 to 2442 code for a protein of 349 amino acids. Gene Ontology annotation, cellular component: extracellular matrix. Gene Ontology annotation, molecular function: protein binding. The transcript has 2 exons. Lineage: Eukaryota; Metazoa; Chordata; Actinopteri; Salmoniformes; Salmonidae.